AUGGCGGGCUGUUUGCGAAUAUUUACAAACUCGAUUCCAUUAAGCAUAUUACCGGUCUUGCGCCCAUCUUCAACUCCAAUCUUGCCAUCUCUUUGCCGCCCUGGAUUUCUCGCGCGAAAGACCUCAACAGCCAACAACCAUCACAUUGAGUAUAACUGGAUCAGGGGUGUAGAGAAACUUGAAAAAUAUCGACCCGGAGGUUACCAUCCUAUUAACAUCGGAGACGUGUUAAAUGGCAGAUACCACAUUGCGGACAAACUUGGUUUUGGGGGCUAUUCGACGGUGUGGCUUGCUCUAGAUACGCGUCUGAAGCAAUAUGUUGCAGUCAAGGUUAAUAUAGCAGACUCGCUUCCGCGUGAGACGACGGCUCUCAAGGCUCUAUCUGCACCUGUUAUAUCGUCCUCGUGCGCACACCCCGGACCUGAUUCGGUGCCUGUUUUCCUAGAUGAAUUUGAAGUGCAAGGCCCGAAUGGAAGACAUAUGUGCUACACAGUGACCCCGGCACAAUGCAGUCUCCGCGAAAUUUCCUUUAGCCGUCUUUUCUCCAUUGAUGUUGCUAGAGCACUGUCAUAUGGAAUUGCACAAGCCGUUGCUUAUACGCAUUCUCGAGGCUAUGUUCACGGAGAUAUACAUCUAAGCAACGUCUUGCUCAAGCUGCCAUCAAGUUUCGAUGGCCCUUCCAUUAAGCAAUUUUAUGAAAAGUACGGCGAGCCCGAGACCGUCCCUGUCACACGGUGUGACGGGGAACCAUUACCUCCCAAUGCACCAGCCAAGGCAGCAGUGCCGAUAUUUCUAGGGAAGUACGCAGAGGAAGUCGCGUUAUCAGACGUGCACCCUCUUCUUAGUGACUUUGGCGAGGCGUUUUCACCUGCUUCAGAGCAUCGUCUCGGGCAGGACUGCCAUACGCCGCUCGCGUUUCGAGCCCCAGAAGCCAAAUUCGAACCGCGGGCCCCAAUUGCAUAUCCCUCGGAUAUAUGGAGCCUGGUCACAGCAAUAUGGGAGAUCAUGGGGAUGAAGGCCAUUUUUAGCACUGAAUUCGUACCGGAGGAUGAGAUCGUGGCGCAACAUAUCGAUGUACUUGGACCGAUGCCUUCGGAGUGGUGGCAGCGCUGGAAGGGACGACGGCAAUUUUUUGACGAGGAUGGACGUCCAACAGAAUCUUACAGGGACAACAGAUGGCCUCCGCUUCAGGGGUCAUUUGAGGACGGCGUGCAGAAAUGGAGACGGAAAAUGGGAGAGGAGCUGGGGGAAAGCGAGAAAGCUGCAUUUCUGGAUUUGAUGCGCCGAAUGCUGGCAUUCCGGCCGGAGGAGCGACCAACGGCUGAAGAGGUGCUACGGUCGGAGUGGAUGGUCAAAUGGGCAUUGCCUGAUUAUAAACGGAGGUGA
Messenger RNA from Aspergillus puulaauensis, 1386 nucleotides. RefSeq lists its product as uncharacterized. The transcript is spliced from 2 exons. NCBI's taxonomy places the organism in Eukaryota, Fungi, Ascomycota, Eurotiomycetes, Eurotiales, Aspergillaceae. Gene Ontology annotation, molecular function: protein kinase activity; ATP binding. The record is from RefSeq and is a predicted model, not a curated record. Gene Ontology annotation, biological process: spliceosomal complex assembly; regulation of mRNA processing; protein phosphorylation. The coding region runs from base 1 to 1386 and encodes 461 amino acids.